Bipolaris oryzae ATCC 44560 is the source of this 2319-nucleotide messenger RNA. RefSeq lists its product as uncharacterized. The annotation marks the transcript as partial. The transcript has a single exon. Lineage: Eukaryota; Fungi; Ascomycota; Dothideomycetes; Pleosporales; Pleosporaceae. The record is from RefSeq and is a predicted model, not a curated record.
CAGUCGACCCCAGGCGAAAGUGAUAAGCAAGACCUUACCAAUCUCGACCGACACAUUCGACACAUCAUCCAACUGAAAGAUCCUGCUACCCUCGAAGCUGGUGCAGAUCUAGCGAUACAGACACUAAAAAGGUUUGAGCAAAUUUUUGUCCGUCACGAUACCUCUGGGCUUGACAGGGAGGUAGCUUCCUGGGUAGAGGCUAUAGCAGCACUAGUCCCGCAAGCUCAGCGAAAGCGCACUGUUGUGGGUGUAGUAGGCAAUACAGGUGCCGGAAAGAGCAGUGUGAUCAACGCGAUGCUCGAUGAAGAGCGCCUUGUCCCUACUAACUGCAUGCGGGCUUGCACCGCUGUUGUUACUGAGAUAUCCUGGAAUAACAGUGAUGAAGCCUCUUCCAAGUAUCGUGCGGAGAUAGAGUUCAUCAGUCCCGAAGAUUGGGAAAAGGAGCUCUCAGUGCUUAUGCAAGAAUUUUCGUCUGAGAGUGGCAAACUAUCUAGGGAAGCCCAGGAUCCAAAUUCCGAUGCUGGUAUUGCAUGGGCAAAGUUUCACGCUGUGUAUCCAUCUGUGCCAAAGGACGCGUUGCACAAGAGCACUAUACCUACUCUCAUGUCGAAGAACGCUGUUAGGAGCGUUCUUGGAACCACCAAACAGAUACACAUGAGCCAUCCGGGCAGGUUCUAUGUCGAGCUCCAGAAGUAUGUCGACAGUAAAGAAAAGGUGUCUAGGAAGGACAAAACCAAAAAUAAGCCGCAAAACUCGCCACCUAAGAUGGAAUACUGGCCAUUGAUCAAGGUCGUCAAGAUAUACACCAAGAGCCCAGCGCUAUCAACGGGUGCUGUCGUUGUGGAUCUGCCAGGUGUUCAAGACAGCAAUGCUGCCAGAGCUGCUGUAGCUCAGAGUUACAUGCAGCAAUGCACAGGUCUGUGGAUUGUUGCUCCGAUCAAUCGCGCUGUAGACGACAAAACUGCCAAGACUCUUCUUGGAGACUCCUUCAAGCGCCAGUUAAAGUACGACGGUGGCUUCUCGAGCGUAACGUUUAUUUGCUCAAAAACAGACGAUAUUUCCAUCACUGAGGUGAUUGAAAGUCUUGGCUUGGAUGGAGAAGUCGCAGAGUUCGAACAGCAAAGCAGCAGGUGCGGCGAACAGAUCGAGCAAGCUGAAGGCAAGAUCCAAGAUCUAAGAGAGUCGCAAAAAGUCUACAAACUUGUUAUGAAAGGUGCAACCAAGGAUAUUGAGAAUUGGGAGAUACUUCAAGACCGGCUGGAAGACGGACAGCUGGUGUACGCACCUGUCGCUGAACCUAAAAAACGUAAGAAGGCUGGUUCAAACAAACAACCGUUGAAGAAACAAGCGUUUUUCCAGAACUCCGAACAUGGAAUUUCCAGAUCUAGUGAUGGAAUUCCCAGCUCCGAUGAUGAAGUUCAGAUCCAGGCUGAGCAAGUCGUACUGUCUGAGUUGGACAUCAAAAACAAGCUCAAGGAACUGAGGGAUACCAAGAAGAAUGCUCGACGGGAAUCCAUUGAGAUGCAACGUGCGAUUGAUGAUUUGAUAUCUCAAGUCAGAACGCUGCAGAAGGAACAGGGCAGAAUUCGAGCGGAAGUGAGCCGAAUCUGCAUUGCGGAACGUAAUCUCUACUCCAAGUCUGCCAUUCAGCAAGAUUUUGCUGCAGGAAUCAAAGAGAUUGAUCAGGAGAACGCUGCUGAAGCAGAUGAGGAUAGCUUUGACCCAGAUGAAGAUAUACGCGAUUACGACCAAGUCGCGAAGUCCCUACCCGUUUUCUGUGUCAGCAGCAGAGCAUAUCAAAAGAUCUGUGGACGUAUGCAGAAGGACGAUAAUAUACACGGUUUCACAACUAGAGAAGAGACUGAAAUCCCGCAGCUCCAGACUCAUUGCCAGAAGCUCACCGAAGCUGGCCGAAUUCAGACGAGCCGGACCUUCCUGACGGGUUUCUGUCAACUCUUAAUCAGCUUCAGGUUAUGGACAUCCGACAACACCCUCCACUUGCCGUUGAAUGAGAAACAAAAACAGCGCCAUCUCCAAUUUCUCGAGCGAAAGAUCGAAGAACUGAAAACGGGCGUUGGUGACAUUGUGCACGCCUGUAUGGAGGAAGUGCGGUCUGAGGUGAGGCUUCAAAUCUCCUCCAGGUUCCCAGAACUCAUCAACGCUGCCAUUGAGGUUGCACCUAAAACAGCUCUCGCCUGGGGUCAGAAGGCCCAAGGAGGUCUAAUUUGGGCCUCGUAUAAAGCCGUGGUUCGCCGGGAUGGUGUCUUCAAAUCUCCAACAGCGGGAGACCGGGACUUCAAUUUGGAUCUUGUCGAACCU